Messenger RNA from Auxenochlorella protothecoides, 810 nucleotides. RefSeq lists its product as hypothetical. The record is from RefSeq and is a predicted model, not a curated record. Gene Ontology annotation, biological process: peptidyl-lysine monomethylation. The transcript has 6 exons. Gene Ontology annotation, molecular function: protein-lysine N-methyltransferase activity. The coding region runs from base 1 to 810 and encodes 269 amino acids. NCBI's taxonomy places the organism in Eukaryota, Viridiplantae, Chlorophyta, Trebouxiophyceae, Chlorellales, Chlorellaceae.
AUGCCAUCCAGCCACGACUGCCCCUUUGCCUGGUCUGAGGCCGAGUUCUCGCCGCUGCUGGAAACUGACAUUGACCCCGGGCUGCGAGAGGCUGGGCUCAAGUUGUAUGAGGAAGCCGCACGGGAGCUGGCGUCCCGGUACCCCCAGGCCUGGCCAGAGUUCACGUAUGAGCGCUUUGCCUGGGCGGCCGGCAUGGUGCAGUCCCGUACCUUCCACCUCCAGGCCACCAACUGGGUGACGGGUGGCACCAGCGACGGCUGUGAGCUGUACCUGUUGCCCGGCAUAGACAUGGUCAACCACUCCAGCCAGGCAGAGCAGAGGUCCACUGAGCUCCGAUUUACGCCAGACAGGACGGCGGGUGGCGAGCGCAUCCCGGGGGAGUUCACCAUGCUCGCCUUUCGCGCCAUCAGCUCCGGCGAGGAGAUCCUCUUCACCUACGGGGACCUGUCUGACACGGAGCUGCUGCACACUUAUGGCUUCGUGGAGGGGCUGGAUAUGCUGCUGGGUGGAAAGAAGGACUUACAGACCAUCUGCGAGCGCUUCGAGGCCUGGGAUCCGCAAGACGCCGAAACCGAGCAGCCCAAGCCCCUGGCGGUAAAGAAAGAGCACCUGGCUGCCGUUGGGGCGGCCCUUGAGAGCGCUCGCGCCCGUGUGUCGGCCGCCAUCGAGGGGUUGCAGCCCGACGCCGCUCUGCGAGCCAGGGCGGCGUGGAUGCUGUGCAUGCUCCAGCACAGAGUGCUGGAGAAGGUCAAGCAGGCUGUCGAGCAGGCGGCAGAGAGUGAGUGGCCGGGGCUGGAACACUCGGUGUGA